AAAGAAGAUUAGUUGGGGAGAGAUCAGUCUCCGACCUCUACGUAUCGAUAACAAGAGUGACUUGCAUUCUGAUAUCAAUAAAACAAUCUCUUAACCUAAUUGAGGAAAAAGUGUAUUUUCAUACUACGGUACUUAUAACCAGCCUAUAAUGGGUAUGAAAUUGUACAAAAGGGAAACCAGUGGACCUUGUCGGUCGGUGUUCAUGGUACUUGAACUGUUGGGUAUACAAGACGUUGAAUAUAUACAAAUGAAUUUGAUUCAACGCGAACACUUCAGGGAAGAAUAUUUGAAGAUGAACCCGCAACAUACAAUUCCCACGUUGAAAGAUGGUGAUUUCGUCAUUUGGGAUAGCCACGCAAUUGUGACGUAUUUAGUUAACCAAUACGCAAAAGACGAUUCACUGUAUCCUAAGGAUCCUAAAAAACGUGCUAUUGUAGACCAGAGGUUACAUUUUGAUAACGGUGUUCUUUUUGCCGCACUGAAAACUACUAUGGUUCCAAUUUUAUAUAACGGCGAAAAAUCAUUCAAGCAAGAAAAUCUGGACAAAAUUAAAGAGGGUUAUGAUUUUAUAGAAAAAUUCUUCUCUGGCCCUUGGCUCGCAGGGGAGUCAAUAACAUUAGCUGACAUUUGCUGUGUAUCAAACAUCAGCUCUCUAAAUGAGAUUUUGCCCAUAGAUAAGGCUCUGUACCCCAAAUUAUCAGCCUGGUUUGAGAAAUGUUCAAAACAAGACUUUUACAUCAAGAGGAAUUUGCCUGGUGUGCAAGAAUUCCAGGAAUUAUUAAAAGUAAAAAUUGUAUCCUAAAAUUUUUGGAUCUAUUACGAAACUUUGAAAUUAACUAACCUGAAAAUGUUUAAAUUUAAUUAAAGGUUUCGGUACUACAUG
Spodoptera exigua (beet armyworm) is the source of this 883-nucleotide messenger RNA. NCBI's taxonomy places the organism in Eukaryota, Metazoa, Arthropoda, Insecta, Lepidoptera, Noctuidae. The record is from the annotation of a GenBank genome assembly.